Molecule: messenger RNA, 1962 nt
Organism: Saccostrea cuccullata (small rock oyster)
Lineage: Eukaryota; Metazoa; Mollusca; Bivalvia; Ostreida; Ostreidae
Product: coiled-coil domain-containing protein 138-like
Exons: 14
Coding region: 103-1788 (561 amino acids)
Source: RefSeq, a predicted model, not a curated record
AUUUGAAAAUGGCGAUCAAAACAAACAGAAUGUGAAAAUAUAUUUUUACGCCUUUAAAAUUAAUCUUAGAGUUUGAUGGAGAACAUUUUUGAAUAAUAAGUGAUGAGUAAGGCAAGAUCAAGACCACGUAAAGAAGAGUUGUCAGGAGAAAGUGAUUUGGACUCAACAAUCACACCUAUCAAUGCAGCCACCGAUAACAGUCAGGGUCAUAUUAUAGAAUCAGAUAGUCUCUCUGACUUCUACCUCCAUGAAGUCAGUGGUAAACAUCGCAGGAGAAAGCAGCGUCAUCAUAAAACCAAGGAACAGUACGAAUCAGAAGAGGAAGGAUAUCAAAACAUCAGCAAUGAGAAUGUCAGAGAUAUUUACAAAGAGCUACAAGUCAUUAGUGAAAAGCUAAAGGCAGAGAACAGAAACCUUCAUGAGCGAGAGCAAAAGUUAAAGGAGAGGGAGCGGAUGGUAUCUAUUUCUUCUCAAAAUAUACAGACCAUUGCACAACAUGAAAUCAAACAUAAACUACAAGCCGUGGAGGAGAAACACAAGGCAGAGAUAUUUAGAUUAGAAACUUUACUAAGGGAGAAGAGUAAAGAAAACAAAAGAUUGAAGGAUAACUUUGAAACACUGAAGCAAGCAAAUGAUGCACUUAAAAAAGAGUUUGAGACCCUACAAAGCCAGCAUGAAAAGUUGGAAAAGCAGGCAGUCACUGUUCAAGCCAGACUGACUAACUUGCAGAGGAAGCAGGAGUUUGAUCAGAGACAGAAGGAGAUGGAAGUGGCAGCCAUGUCUGUCGGGAAUGCUGUCCCCAAACAAAAACCGAAAGACGCUGAAGACAAAACAAAACAGAAAGUUCAAAAGACUGCGGCUUGUUUUGAUGUGACUGGAGUUUUACUGGACUGGGUCAGUGAUGCUCACCUGAGAUGUGCCGUGUCAGAUCUCCCAGGAAAACCAUUCGAACGCUUCCUCUCUCCAGAAUAUCUCCAAGAAAAAAUCAUGAAGAUCCUGCCUUCAGCUGUAGAUAUGUUAAGGGAGUUUCCAGGACAGAAUUUAAAGAUAUCUCUCCCUUGUAUUCAGUUUAUUUACUGGGCUCUAGUGCACAUUGAGAACUGUGCAGGACAGCAGAAGAGUGGAUUAUCGUCCACACUGCGACGGUUAGGAGAGGAGCUGUACAGAGCUAAAACGGUGCGAUUUUCUGAGUCAGAGAAAAGUCCAUCAGAAUUUAGUCCCUCUUCUCCUGUCAAACUGGACAAGUCAAAGGAAGGCAUUUACUUCCGCAGCCAGAAUCUCCAUGUCCGACUCCUGUCUUCUCUCCUCAUUCUGAAAACUCUUAGCCAAGUUGAUCUUCUGGCUCAUGUGUUUGAUGUUUUAAGAAAUGACCUGAAGUCUGACAUUGCCAAAGAACUUUUCUUAUACUACCAAGCCACACCUGUGGUUCUUCAGUACCUCAAACCAGUAAACAAGACUUUUAUGGGAUCAGCGAUGGAUAUCUUUCUACAAAUGUCCACGGACUCACCCUUUCAGCAGCCAUUCCUUGAGAUGUGUAGUAACGAGAACUGGUUCAGGACAAUAGCCAUGGUGCUGAGAGCUCCCAGUCAGGACAGCAAACUAUUGGAAAAACUCAGCAUCAUCCUACAGAAACUCUCAAAAAUCAGGUGUAACAGGAAGUACUUUGAGGUGUACACCAUUGUUGGUAUCAUCCAGGAACUUCUGCGAGGCUGUCCAACUGACCAAGCUUUUCUGGCCCUCAACCUGAAGUCAAUUCUCUUCAAUCUGACCUCAGGGGCUGCACAGUGAUUAACAUUCCAGUCCAAAAGUUCAAUCAUCCGUGACCUUCACAUUCCGUCCUAUUUAUAGAUUUGUGUUCACAAGGAGAGCCAGUUUUAGCUGACCACCAAUAUUCAGUAUUUGUUUGUAAUUUAUAAGGUCUGAAGUUAUAAUCUGUUGUUUAUGAAUGAAGAUGUCACCUAU